CCCAAUGCGGCUCUGAAAACGUCAGCCACACACAGCACCAUACCUUUUUCGUAAUAAAUCACUCAGGCCCGUUUCGUGUGAUAAAUAGCAGCUCAUCAUUUCCACACUGUUGCAAGAAUAACUGUGCAAAAGUGAUUCAUUGUUCGGUGCUAAUCCAUUGUUGAAAUAAAUAAAGGCAGAGUGGGGAUUUUGGGGAACGUGGAAGGUAGAACAUGGCAACCUUCUGAUGACGUUUGUACUCAUCCGAAGGUUUUUUACAAUCGAGGAAGAAUACAGGAACAAAUGUUCUUCGUUAAUACAACUGGCAGUUGACCAGUUCAAUUGAAAUUGUUUACCAAACGUUCCGAGUGAUUUUUGUUAACUUGUUACUUAUUUAUCGUUGAUAACUGUGAGUGGAAUUUCUACAAACAUGAUGAACAUGUGGAAAGUGCGGGAACUCAUGGACAAGGCGACUAAUGUAGUUAUGAACUACACUGAGACUGAAGCCAAAGUUCGAGAAGCUACCAAUGACGAUGCCUGGGGACCCACUGGUGCUAUGAUGCAAGAACUCGCCCAGGCGACAUUCACGUACGAACAGUUUCCCGAUGUUAUGUCAAUGCUUUGGAAAAGGAUGUUGCAAGAGAAUAAACGUAAUUGGCGGCGUACGUACAAGGCUCUCCUCCUCUUAAACUACCUCGUCCGAAACGGUUCCGAGCGCGUCGUAACAUCCUCCCGCGAGCACAUUUACGACCUCCGUUCCCUCGAAAAUUACACGUACAUCGACGAAAUUGGCAAGGACCAAGGCAUAAACGUUAGACACAAAGUUCGUGAACUGAUAGACUUCAUUCAGGACGACGACAAAUUGCGUGACGAGCGUAAGAAGGCUAAAAAGAAUAAAGACAAGUACGUCGGAAUGUCGAGUGACGCGAUGGGAAUGAACUUCGGGGGUGGGGAUCGCUGGUCGGACAAUCCGAAGUGGACGAAACCCACGACCGAGGGGUACAACGAUUGGGAGAGAGAUACGAGGGGUCGGGGAGGCUUCGAGGACGGUAACAACAGUGACGAUGGCGAGCGGGAGGACUCGGACAACGACAAUCAGAGUCCGAAGAAGGGCGCCAAGGAUGUCAAGGAGUCUCCGUUGGACAAGCUCGAGAAGCUCUCAGUGGGGAAUAGCAAUUCUCCUCGGAGAAAUCCCAGUCGACCUGUGAAGAAGGUUGACCUGGGGGCAGCUGCGAACUAUGGGAAGGAUCCGAGUGCCAACAGUGGAGUCGUCCAGGGGAACUUAAUAUCCUCGCCCAUCAAGAGUCAACCGAAGAAGAACAAUGACAUCUUGAACGACUUGUUCGACACCAGCAACGACAACAGCAGAACAGCUAUUGAUAAUGACGACGAUUUCAAUCCCAGGGAGAGUGACUACGUUCCUGUCGCCAGUCAGAACGUCGUCAAUGCCAAUUUUGGAGACUUCACCAGUGCUUUCGGGGGUACUAAGCAGGAUAAUGACGAUCAGUUUGCUGAUUUUACUAGUGCUUUCAAUUCCGGGGUGACGAUAGGGAGGAAUGAUAAUAAUUGGGUUGCGGGAGGAGCUGCGGCGGGGGGGAGACUGGAUUCCUUGCAGAGUAAUCAGGAAGGCUUGAGUGGGCAAUCGAAUACCGAGGAUUUGAUGGCUGGAAAUGGGCUGAGUGGGAAUUUCAUGAGCAGUGGACCUGUGGGACUGACGAAUCAGGGAGGAGCCACUAGGACUAAUGGGAAUAAUAAUACGGGGCCCAUGGGUGCUGACUUGCUAACGGAUUUCGGGGGAUUUAAUGCUUUCAAUGCUAAUUCACAGAUGGGAAAUAACGCUAAUUUCUUCAAUGUUGCGGGCGCCAAUCAACCUGCAAACACCGGAUUACUAGCCCCAACUCCCGUAAACACGAGGACAACUGGAGGACCGACUGAACCAACAACCACGCAAGUAGGUUCAACCUGGGCUGGUGCAGGCCUCAAGAUCGAUCUUGACAAUCUCUUGGGGAGCAAGUCCAAAUCGAGUGGGCCUGCUCCAAGCAUGAAUCAACUAGCUACCAACAGCCCUCAGCAUCAACCUCGGCCACUCGAGGAUAUUGUUUCAGCCCCCAGUGUGAACCUCGGGCCACCGAUGAUGCAGUCCCCAGGCCAGACUAGUACCAAUUUCUUUCCAACUUUUCCCUGAGAUAUCCACAUCACACGGUCAACAAGUCAGGUAAAAUGAUGGGUCAGACUGGAAGUUUGUGAGUUUAUUUAUACCCCACCCUCGAUAUUUUUCCAUUUUUGGGAAGUUGUGCAGCUGAACGUUCACUAUUUUGCAAUUGAGGAGAGACUCUGGAGACAUUUAGGUAAAAAUUACAAGACGUUUGAGAAAUGAUAAAAUGUUCGAGAGUAGCUUCAGGUAUUUUUCAGGCCUGGUUGCACUGAAUCUUCAAUUCCAUCUGGUUAUUGACAGUGGCUAUUUCCUAUAAAUACAGCAAUAGUGUUUGGUGCAACCAAUACAACAGGACAACCAUCGAUGCAUCCAUUCUAUGCAACCAAGCCUCACCUGGCAAUUGAUAUUAUCCCACUAUUCUCCUCAGUUGCAGGAUUUAUCGUAGAAACAUUUGACCUCAGUGUAUAAUAAAGAAGAAUCCGUGUAACGAGUUCGUUAAGAUUUUCGGAGGAAAGUGUGAAUAAAUAAAUAGCCAAAUGUCAUUUUUUAUAAAAGAAAAUGUGGAAAUAAUCCAUCACUCGGAGAUGUCUUUCAAUGAACGAUAACGAAGUGAAAAAAAAUGUUGUUACAUACAUAUAUAUUAUUAAUUAUUAAUAUACAUGGAUAAAUAUGAUAUAGGACUUAGUCGCUGUUGUACAACGCGACACCGAGAGUAAUUGACAAUACGUGCUUCCUCAACACGAAUUACAUUUUUGCACUGGGAGAAGAAUUGGCGAAUUUGUUAGGAGAUAAUUGUAUGGAACGGUGCACAGCAGUGAUCGUGAUCGAGUCUCUGUGAUCGAUAAUCAUGUGUGGAGGAGAUUUUUGAGUGAUCAUUUGGGAAUGUAUCGGUAGAAUGAUGAUAAAUACUAAAAUUUGCUGUCACAGCACAAGAAAAUGCGCAAUCGUUCGUACGUCAGGAUUAGAUGAUUCAUUUUUAUCCCAAAGAUUCUUCUCUAAUCAGUGAAAGCAAUGCAUUUUAAUCGAAAAUAGGUUGAAAAUUGAUAUUCGAAUGAGUGCAUUCCUCAAGAAUCAGAAUGACAUGACGAUGAAUUUUAAUCGAGUUGUGAAGAAGCGCAUAUCUCUAACGAUGAUUCUUAACAUCUGUCACUAUUAACGAAGAUAAUUAUUAGCCGUUAAAAUACUAACAUAGAUCAUUAACGUAAUCAGUACUUGCAGUAAAUUUUAUAGAGCAAAUGAGAGAAACGAACUUAUUUUUCAAAGUGGAUAAUUAACGCAGCGAGUUGUCCCGAAAUUUUAUGACAUUUCCUCUUCUAGAUAACGAAAUUCAUGAUAAUGUGUUCGCAGGUACCUCACGAAAGAGUGGAACGUAAUCAUUCCAAAAUUGAUGAUUAAUAGAGUGUAAUAUAUUGUAAAAAGAAGGGAGGAGGAAAUAAUUUAUCAGAAUGAAACAGUCAUUUAUUGAAGAAUUGGAACAUAUCCAUCCUCUGAUUCGAGUUUCCUUGGUUCGAUGCCUGCCGUUAUUCGAGAGAAUGUGCUCAGAAUUAAUGAGUUGAAUCUGGUUCACUUCCAAGUUGAUUCUCCUGCCAAUAAAUUUACGUUUCAAUCACGCAUUUUUUUAAUUUUUUUAAGAUGCAUCUCAGAGACUGUCUUUUUGGGUUUCUCCGUCGACUUUUCAGCAGAAUAAAAGGGAGAUGAAGAUUUUUCUAAAAUUGUUACGAUAAUUGUUGGGGGAUUGUGGAGCGAAUGGACACUUUCAAUGGAAUUCAAUUGAAAAAGCGUUCAUUUCGCUUCAUGUUUCCCUCUGUCUCUUAAUUUCCAUUCAAUUCUGCAUUUACUCAGCGCAAAUGUUGCAAGAUUUUUGACAGUAUUAAGGUGUAAAAAACAUGUAAAUAAAUGCGCAGGAUAAAGAGAGGUACAUGAGACAUGAAUAAAUCACAGACGUGACACAGACGUUGAAACAUAAAAUUGAGGAAAAUUGAAUGGUUGUGUCAACUAAUUUUUAAGAGUAGAAGAGAAUUCUGCGUGUACUUGAUUGUCCUUCUAGCCAAGGUGAUUAACGAAAAAAAGUUCGAAUAUGUUUCUCCUCUUUCGUUAAUGAAUUAAAACGAACGAUUCAUUAAUUCCAGUUGAUGAUGUGUAUUUUCUCUAUCACUGUACAUAGUAUGAAUGUUAAGGGAAUCAUUGUGAAUAUUCGUACGAAUCAGUGGUGAACAUGCAACGAUUAGCAUGGUUUUCCUCAAUUGUACAAUUAUAUUAAGAAAAAAAAUACAAAUUAAUAAUCAUUAAACGAAUUUUAUUUUCUCGUAUCGAUUCAUGAAGACAUUCUGUUUAUACCAUUGUAUUCAAUUUUAUGGUUGUAGUUAUGUUGUCGAUAGUUUUUAUUUUUUUUUCUUCAUUAAAAAUGCUCAUUGGUGCUGGUGUUAAA
Messenger RNA from Diachasma alloeum, 4562 nucleotides. RefSeq names its product clathrin interactor 1 (gene lqfR). Gene Ontology annotation, biological process: endocytosis. Bases 410 to 2164 code for a protein of 584 amino acids. NCBI's taxonomy places the organism in Eukaryota, Metazoa, Arthropoda, Insecta, Hymenoptera, Braconidae. Gene Ontology annotation, molecular function: phospholipid binding; clathrin binding. The transcript has 7 exons. Gene Ontology annotation, cellular component: endosome; plasma membrane; clathrin vesicle coat. The record is from RefSeq and is a predicted model, not a curated record.